ACCAUAUACUGUAAGCGAGAUGGCGGUGACGGCACGCCCAGACUCCACCGCAUGUCCUGACUUCACUGUGUGUUUGGCGGCUACGUGGCGUGUGACUGCCAAAUGUGCAUUACCCCAUACCUAUUCCCUAUACUUAUAUCUAUCGACAAAUUGAAUAUUUCAGGUCUAUUUCCGGAAUAGACUUCAACGGCCUCUUUGUGUCAGCACCCGUCUUACCACCACCACCUCCACCAUUGGCACUCGUGACUGUCAUGGAAUGGCCCUGGUAAAACGUAUGGUUCCCUUUAACUAUGGGUUUAGACAAUUUCGAUCUUUUCAUUGAAAUGAGCGAAAAACUCCAUCCAUGGAACAUUGGGGGGUUUAAGUAGUAUCUUGUCAGGCACCCACUCUAGCCGAGAACAAUCAGUCGUGUUUCUUAGGUAAUUUAAAUCGGACAAUUAGGUCAUUAUGCGGUUUAAGCAGAGAAUUUUGAGAUAGGAAAUAAUGUUUCCUAAUCAAUUAAUUACCUGCAUCUGACCAAUAGUUAUUGUUUGAUUCUGUUUUAUAUUACAUACGACGUGGAGCUUGUGAAAUUCGACCGGCAGAAGCUACGUUUGGCGGAGUGCAGAACAAAGCAUACAAUUUACAAAGGGGAGAUUCUGUACACAAGUUCUGACCCAUUCACCCACGGUGCUGAUCCUUGGCCCCGCUGGUGUUGACCCAUACACCCACGGAAGCUGACCCAUACACCCACGGAAGCUGACCAAUAAACCCACCGAAGUUGACCCGUGACCGCCCAUACCCCGUUAGAUUAUGCAUGCUUCAGUAGUCGCAGAGAAGGUGCCGAUCGUCUACCAAUUGUGUGCCGCGAAACCAUCGCACUUUCAACACUUCACCCACCAUGAGUUUGCUCACCCGCACGCGCCUAUCCCUACAGGCCUGGGAGGCCACUCGGUACGCUGCCGGUAACGUGCGGUGCGUCUCUUCCACUCCGACGCCCGUGCGAUUGCGGUUCUUCACCAAAGACAACUGUAUGCUCUGCCACACUGCCAAACAGACCAUGAACAACGCAGUAGAUGCCACCAUGGCACCGGUGACAGUGGAAAUAGUUGACAUCACCCACCACGAUAACACCGAGUGGUGGGACAAGUACUGCUACGACAUUCCGGUGCUCCAUGUCGAAGGUGGCGCCAAGUCGGUUAUUUUCAUGCACAAGCUCUUUAAAAACAAGAUUCUUGAGGCCAUAGACGAGGUGCAAAAUGGGAGCAAUAGCUCCCCUCUUUAAUGUUCCAAAGCUACUGGUGACUAAUAAAUAGAAUACCCGACGGCAAAUAAACAACUGCUCCACCCAUCAACACCCUGGGAGGUGCGAAUCACGUGACUAC
Molecule: messenger RNA, 1364 nt
Organism: Yamadazyma tenuis ATCC 10573
Lineage: Eukaryota; Fungi; Ascomycota; Pichiomycetes; Serinales; Debaryomycetaceae
Source: RefSeq, a predicted model, not a curated record